Messenger RNA from Phytophthora nicotianae INRA-310, 1142 nucleotides. RefSeq lists its product as hypothetical. Bases 40 to 540 code for a protein of 166 amino acids. The transcript has 3 exons. The record is from RefSeq and is a predicted model, not a curated record. NCBI's taxonomy places the organism in Eukaryota, Oomycota, Peronosporomycetes, Peronosporales, Peronosporaceae.
CACAACAAUGUUGAAAUUGAUUGCAGCAGAGUAAAAAAAAUGAGCGGCACUGAUGACAAGGAGGUGGCGGAGCAGCGCGCCGUCAACGUCGUGUCCACUGCAGUGUCUGUAGUAGCUGCGGUAUUUCUAGGCGGAGGCUUCUACUAUGGCAUGACCAAGCAGAAGAAAGCGCUGGAGGAGGAGGAAAAGAGUCUGGGCAAGCCGUCAGCUAGCAAGAAGAAGUUUGAGCCCAAGAACGCCACACUAUUCGAGCGGAAACUGGCUCUGGACAAGCCUCUGGCACCCGGUACAGCAGCGUGGAAGGCGUUGCUAGGCGUGACGCUCGUCUCGAUCACUGGCUGCUGCCUGCUGGUGGGCGGAGCUGCUGCCACUCUCGGAGUAACCAAUAUGAGGGAGCUUCGCCAGCGACUACAGAAAACGCCCAAGAAUGUCGAGACCAAGCAGAUUGACUUUGAGGGACUUGGAGAGGUGAAGAAGGAGAUCCUGGACGUCAUUGCCGACGAGGUGAAGCAGGAUGAAGUGGAGGCAGCAAGAAAAUAGACACACGGCGAUCCCUCAACCAUACCUGUUAGGCUGCUGUGUCUCCUAAAGUCUUCCCCAUCAUACUCAACCCUGAAUCGCUUCGAGAUAUGUCAAAGCAGUGGUCGUACUGAACAAUCCCGGAAUCGAGCGGGGCUUUGACGUUUUGCCUUCUCUUCUCGAUGGUGAGUGAACCGCUGGAUAAGUUCACCCUUGCGCUCAAUAAUCUUGUCUUGAGCAUGUGCUCGCCUCCUGCAAACAACAACCAGUUGUGUCAGAGCAGAGCUAAACUCACCAAACAAAACAAAAGAACCAACCGGAGUCGCUGUAAGUUAGCUGAAAUGUAUGCCGUCACAUCCCCUACGAAGGUUUGGACGAAUGUACAGAGCUGUACAAUCUGCUCAGAGGUCAUUCCAAUCGACAGAUCUUUAAGGGCAGCUUCGGCUUGUGCACGGUGGUCAACAAUCGCUUGUUCUCGAUCAGUGAGAACCGCAUCCGACACGAUAUCACUAAGCUGUGAAGGUUCAGAUAGCACAGAGGUAGAGAUCGAUCCUUUUAACCCCGUUGCUGGAGCUUCCUGAAUAAAUGGCAGGAAUCCCGAGUUACCGGAGCCUGUUGCACUU